Molecule: messenger RNA, 15225 nt
Organism: Carassius carassius (crucian carp)
Lineage: Eukaryota; Metazoa; Chordata; Actinopteri; Cypriniformes; Cyprinidae
Product: ryanodine receptor 3
Exons: 106
Coding region: 44-14692 (4882 amino acids)
Biological process (GO): calcium ion transmembrane transport; intracellular calcium ion homeostasis
Cellular component (GO): smooth endoplasmic reticulum; sarcolemma; calcium channel complex
Molecular function (GO): calcium ion binding; protein binding; ryanodine-sensitive calcium-release channel activity
Source: RefSeq, a predicted model, not a curated record
CUCACGGCGGCGUGCGGCGCGCGCCUGACUGACGGAGCUCAUCAUGGCUGAAGGCGGAGACGCGGAGGAUGAGAUCCAGUUCCUGCGCACGGAUGAUGAGGUGGUUCUGCAGUGUGUGGCCUGCAUUCAGAAGGAGAACCGCAAGUUCUGCCUGAGCGCUGAGGGUUUGGGGAACCGCCUGUGUUACCUGGAGCCCACAUCAGAGGCCAAGUAUGUUCCUCCAGAUCUGUGCAUCUGUAGUUUUGUGCUGGAGCAGUCGCUGUCUGUCCGAGCGCUGCAGGAGAUGCUCGCCAAAACCGGACAGAACAACGACCAGUUCAUCAGAAAGGCGGCUCAGAGCGGAGGACACCGGACGUUACUGUACGGCCACGCUGUGCUCCUCAGACACUCCUUCAGCAGGAUGUAUCUGACGUGUUUGAAGACGUCGCGCUCAGUGACGGAUAAACUGUCGUUUGAUGUGGGACUUCAGGAAGACUCGACAGGUGAGGCCUGCUGGUGGACAAUUCAUCCUGCAUCUAAACAGAGAUCAGAAGGGGAGAAGGUGCGUAUCGGAGAUGAUCUCAUACUCGUCAGCGUCUCAUCAGAGCGAUAUCUGCAUCUGUCCAUAUCCAAUGGCAGCAUCCAGGUGGAUGUGUCCUUCAUGCAGACGCUGUGGAACGUCCAUCCCACCUGCUCAGGGAGCAACGUGGAGGAAGGAUACCUUCUUGGCGGUCAUGUGAUGCGUCUUUUUCACGGACACGAUGAGGUUCUGACCAUCCCGGGAUCUGAUCAGAGUGAAGAAGAGCAGAGAUUGGUGAACUAUGAGACAGGUAAAGCCGGAGCAAAAGCCCGAUCUCUCUGGCGGCUGGAGCCACUACGCAUCAGUUGGUGUGGCAGUCACAUCCGCUGGGGUCAGCCGUUCCGUCUGCGUCACCUGACCACCGGUCACUAUCUGGCGCUUACAGAAGACCGAGGCGUCGUUCUGCAGGACAGGGAGAGAUCGGACACCACGUCCACAGCCUUCUGCUUCAGAGCCUCCAAGGAAAAGCUGGAGUGCGGUCUGAAGCGGGACAUCGAGGGGAUGGGAGUGGCUGAGAUCAAAUACGGAGAUUCUCUGUGUUUCUUGAUGCACGUGGCGACGGGUCUCUGGCUGUCCUUUCAGGCACCAGAUGUCAAAUCCGCUCGACUCGGGCCGCUCAAACGCCGGGUGUGUCUUCAUUCAGAAGGACACAUGGACGAUGGUUUGACGUUACAGCGAUGUCAACACGAGGAGUCGAGAGCCGCUCGAAUCAUCCGCAACACCACGCGACUCUUCAGCUGCUUCAUCAGAGAGCUCGACGGUUUGAGUGCCAAGAACCGCUCGUCUGUGGUUCUGCCCAUCGAAGAGGUUCUCCAGACUCUUAACGACCUGAUCGCGUACUUCAGACUUCCUGACGCCGAGCUGGAGCACGAGAAGAAGCAGAUCAAGCUGCGCUCGCUGAAGAACCGACAGAACCUCUUCAAGCAGGAGGGGAUGCUGUCUCUGGUGUCCAGCUGCAUCGACCGCUUGAGUGUUUAUAAUAGCGCGGCUCAUUUCGGAGAGUGUGCAGGUGAAGAGGCCGGAGUCGCAUGGAAGGACAUCCUCAACCUGCUCUACGAGCUUCUGGCCGCUCUGAUCCGUGGGAACCGGAACAACUGCACACAGUUCUCACACAACCUGGACUGGCUGGUCAGCAAACUGGAGAGACUGGAGUCGUCUUCAGGGAUCUUGGAGGUUCUUCACUGUAUUCUGAUUGAAAGUCCAGAGGCUCUGAACAUCAUCCAGAGAGGACACAUCAAAACCAUCAUCUCUCUGCUCUACAAACACGGACGAAACCACAAGAUCCUGGACGUCCUCUGCUCUCUGUGUGUGUGUAACGGAGUCGCUGUCAGAGCCAAUCAGAAUCUGAUCUGUGAUCACCUGCUGCCCAGACGAGAUCUGCUGCUGCAGACGCGAUUGGUCAAUGACGUCCAGAGCAUGAGGCCCAAUAUCUUCGUGGGAGUCAGCGAAGGCUCCGCCCAGUACAGGAAGUGGUAUUUUGAGCUGAUGAUCGAUCACGUGGAUCACUUCCUGACGGGCGAGCCGUCGCACCUGCGGGUGGGCUGGGCAUCCACUAAAGGCUAUGCUCCCUACCCGGGCGGCGGAGAGGGCUGGGGGGGCAAUGGUGUUGGGGACGAUCUGUACUCCUACGGCUUCGAUGGACUGCACCUGUGGUCAGGACGCAUCCCGAGGACAGUGGCGUCUGUGAAGCAGCAUCUGCUGGCGUCUGAUGAUGUUGUGAGCUGCUGCAUGGAUCUGAACGCUCCCAGCAUCUCCUUCAGGAUCAAUGGGCAGCCGGUGCAGGGGAUGUUCGAGAACUUCAACAUCGACGGCCUCUUCUUCCCCGUCGUCAGCUUCUCCGCCGGCGUCAAGGUGCGCUUCCUGUUGGGCGGUCGUCACGGAGACUUCAAGUUCCUGCCCCCGUCGGGUUAUGCGCCGUGUUACGAGGCUCUGCUGCCCAAAGAGAAGAUGAGGGUCGAGCCGGUCAAAGAAUACAAGAGAGACGCGGACGGAGUGAGAGACCUACUGGGAAACACACACUUCAUAUCACAGACCUCCUUCAUACCUAAACCUGUGGACACAUCUCAGAUCGGGAUGCCUCCUCAUCUGGAGAAGGUUCGGGAUCGUCUGGCGGAGAACAUCCAUGAGCUCUGGGGAACGAACAAGAUUGAGCUGGGCUGGUCCUACGGGAAGAUCAGAGAGGAUAACAAGCGGCAGCACCCGUGUCUGGUGGAUUUCUCCAAACUACCAGAAACCGAGAGGAACUACAACCUGCAGAUGUCCACCGAAACACUCAAGACUCUGCUGGCGUUGGGCUGUCAUGUGGUCCAGGUGAAGGUCAACGCAGAAGAGGAGCUAAAGAAGCUCAAGCUCCCUAAGAAUUAUAUGAUGUCUAACGGCUAUAAGCCAUCGCCGCUGGAUCUGUCAGACGUCAAACUGAGCGCCGGUCAGGAGCUGCUCGUGGACAAACUGGCAGAAAACGCUCACAACGUCUGGGCCAAAGACCGCAUCAAACAGGGCUGGACCUACGGCAUCCAGCAGGAUGUGAAGAACAAGCGAAACCCUCGUCUGGUGCCAUACGCUUUACUUGAUGAGCGCACCAAGAAGUCUAACCGUGACAGUCUUCGGGAGGCCAUUCGCACGCUGAUCGGAUACGGAUACAACGUGGAGCCGCCCGACCAGGACGCAGGUCAUGUGUUGGAGCGGCUGAGCAUCGAUAAGAUCCGUUUCUUCCGUGUGGAGCGCACGUAUGCGGUGAAGACGGGCCGGUGGUAUUUCGAGUUCGAGGCGGUGACGGGGGGAGACAUGCGUGUGGGCUGGGCUCGGCCCGGCUGUAGACCCGACUUGGAGCUGGGAACGGACGAGCAGGCCUACGUCUUCGACGGUCAUCGGGGUCAUCGGCUGCACUCGGGCAGCCGUCUGUUCGGACGCUGCUGGCACGCUGGGGAUGUUGUGGGUUGUAUGAUCAACUUGGAGGACAAAUCCAUGAUCUUCACUCUGAACGGAGAAAUCCUGAUCACCAACAAGGGCUCUGAGCUGUGCUUCGCCGACUUUGACAUUGACGACGGUUUCAUCCCGGUCUGUAGUUUGGGUCUGUCUCAGGUGGGCCGUAUGAAUCUGGGGAAGGACGCCAGCACCUUUAAGUACUACACCAUGUGUGGCCUGCAGGAGGGCUUCGAGCCCUUCGCCGUCAACAUGAACCGUGAAGUGACCAUGUGGUUUAGCAAACGCCUGCCCACAUUCUGCAACGUCCACAAAGACCACCAUCACAUCGCGGUCACCCGAAUCGACGGGACGGUGGACGGUCCGCCGUGUCUCAAAGUCACCCAUAAGACGUUCGGGACACAGAACAGUAAUGCUGACAUGGUGUUCUGCAGACUCAGCAUGCCUGUGGAGUCUCACUCCAGCUUCAGGAGCAGCUCUUGCACGCACAUCAACGGCCUGUGUGAGGACGAGCCGCUCAAACUCAGACACAGGCAUCCAGUGAAGUCCACCAAACACUUGGAUGAAGGCAGGAGAACAGAUUACAGCACCAUCACCACAUACUAUCAUUCGGUCAGGAUAUUUUCAGGUCAGGACCCGUCCUGCGUGUGGGUCGGAUGGGUCACCCCUGACUACCAUUACUAUAGCAACCACUUCAGCCUCAGCAAGAACCGCUCAGUGACCGUUACCCUGGGAGAUGAGCGGGGCCGUGUGCAUGAGAGCGUGAAGAGGAGUAACUGUUACAUGGUGUGGGGUGGAGACAUCACUAGCGCCGCCCAUGCGUCCGGCCGCAGCAAUGUGGAUUUAGAGAUCGGAUGCCUCAUCGAUUUGGCCACGGGUCUGUUAGCAUUCUCCGUCAAUGGCAAAGAGCUUCCCACAACCUACCAGGUGGAGCCCAGCACAAAACUCUUUCCUGCUGUGUUUGUGAGGCCCACAAGCUCAAGUCUCUUCCAGUUUGAACUGGCCAAAAUCAAGAACGCCAUGCCCAUCUCGUCGGCCAUCUUUAAAAGCGAACACAAGAAUCCCGUUCCUCAGUGUCCUCCACGACUAGACGUCCAGACCAUUAACUCGGUGCUGUGGAGCCGAAUGCCCAACACCUUCCUGAAGGUGGAGACGGCCCGUGUCAGUGAGAGACACGGAUGGAUGGUGCAGUGUGUGGAAGCGCUGCAGAUGCUGGCCGUACACAUCCCCGAGGAGAACCGGUGUGUGGACAUCAUGGAGCUGUCGGAGCAAGAGGAGCUGCGUAGGUUCCACUAUCACACGCUAAAGCUGUACUGCGCUCUGUGUGCUCACGGGAACACGCGUGUGGCUCACGCGCUCUGUAGCCACCUCGACCAAUCGCAGCUGCUCUACACCAUCGACAACCAGUACCUGUCAGGGCUGCUGCGCGAGGGCUUUUACGACGUCCUCAUCAGCGUGCACCUGGAGACGGCCAGAGCUGCCCGCCGCAUGAUGAGCAGCGAGUUCAUCAUCCCCAUCACCGCCGAGACGCGCAGCAUCCGCCUCUUCCCCGAUGCCUCCAAACAGCACCGGCCUCCAGGCGUCGGGCUCAGCACCUGCCUCAAACCCAGACUCAGCUUUGGCCCGCCCUGCUUCAUCAGCAGCAAGCGCGAGCAGCACCUCUUCAGCCCGGAGAUCCCGCUGGAUGUGCUGAAGGAGAGGGCCAUCUGCAUGCUGACGGAGGCCGUGCAGGGCGGAGGAGACCACAUCCGUGACCCCGUGGGAGGAAGCGUGGAGUUCCAAUUCGUGCCGAUCCUGCGGCUCAUCGGCGCGCUGCUCACCAUGGGAGUCCUGAACAGCCGCGACGUGCACAAGAUCCUGCUGCUCAUCGAGCCCGGCGUGUUCGGGGAGCACAGGGACGACGGAGCCAAAGAAGGGCUGACGGGAGCCGAGGAGAAGGCGGUGGAGGCCGGAGAGGAGGAGGAGGCCCGAGACGGGAAAGUGCUGGUGAAGAGCCUGCUGGAGAAGAAACUCCCCGAGUCUGUCAAACGACAGAUGUGCGAGCUGCUGCACUAUUUCUGUGACUGUGAGCUGAGGCACCGCGUCGAGGCCAUCGUGUCGUUCUCCGACAGCUUCGUCUCUAAGCUGCAGGUCAAUCAGAAGUUCCGCUAUAACGAGCUGAUGCUGGCGCUCAACAUGUCAGCCGCCGUCACCGCCAAAAAGACCCGAGAGUUCCGCUCGCCGCCGCAGGAACAGAUUAACAUGCUGCUGAACUUCACCGUGGGCGAGGACUGUCCGUGUCCCGCAGAUAUACAGGAGGAGCUGUACGACUUCCACGGCGAGCUGCGGCUGCACUGCGGGAUUCCAGUGGAGGAGGAUGAGGAGGAUCAGGAUUCGUCUAUUAAAGCUCGUCUGCUCGCUCUCGUCUAUAAGAUCAAAGGUCAACCGCAGCGAUCUGAGCGCGAGUCCACAGAGGAAGAGCAGGCCGCUCCCUCGAAUCUGAAGGAGCUGAUCUCUCAGACGAUGGUGAGCUGGGCUCAGGAGACACACAUCCAGGACCCAGAGCUUGUGCGGCUGAUGUUCAGUCUGCUGAGACGACAGUACGACAGCAUCGGAGAGCUGCUCCGAGCCAUGAGGAAGACCUACACCAUCAGCGCUGUCUCCGUCCACGACACCAUCCACCUGCUGGCGUCUCUGGGCCAGAUCCGCUCGCUGCUGAGCGUCCGCAUGGGGAAGGAGGAGGAGCAGCUGAUGAUCCACGGCCUCGGGGACAUCAUGAAUAACAAGGUGUUUUACCAGCAUCCUAACCUGAUGCGUGUUCUGGGGAUGCACGAGACCGUGAUGGAGGUGAUGGUGAACGUCCUGGGUGGAGGAAAGUCUCAGGAAAUCGCCUUUCCUAAGAUGGUGGCGAGCUGCUGUCGCUUCCUGUGCUACUUCUGUCGCAUCAGCCGUCAGAACCAGAAGGCCAUGUUUGAUCACCUGAGCUACCUUCUGGAGAACAGCAGCGUGGGAUUGGCGUCUCCGUCCAUGAGAGGAUCCACUCCUCUAGACGUGGCGGCUUCAUCAGUGAUGGACAACAACGGUCUGGCGCUGGCGCUGGAGGAGCCCGACCUGGACAAGGUCGUGACUUAUCUGGCCGGCUGCGGUCUGCAGAGCUGUCCGAUGCUCCUGGCCAAAGGAUAUCCAGACAUCAGCUGGAACCCUAUUGAGGGAGAACGUUACCUGUCCUUCCUGCGAUUCGCCGUGUUUGUAAACGGUGAGAGCGUGGAGGAGAACUCCAGUGUGGUGGUGAAGCUCCUGAUUCGUCGGCCCGAGUGUUUCGGUCCUGCUCUGAGAGGAGAAGGAGGAAACGGGCUGCUGGCGGCAAUGAAGGAGGCCAUCAAGAUCUCAGAGAACCCCAGCCUGGAUCUGCCCAGCGCCGGGCCGGCUCACGCUUCAGACGCCUCCACUGAGGGCGAGGAGGAAGAGGAAGUGGUUCACAUGGGAAACGCCAUCCUGUCCUUCUACUCGGCUCUGAUCGAUCUUCUGGGCCGCUGCGCUCCUGAGAUGCACCUGAUCAAUAAGGGUAAAGGUGAAGCUCUGAGGAUUCGUGCCAUCCUUCGCUCUCUGGUUCCCACGGAGGAUCUGGUGGGCAUCAUCAGCAUCCCUCUCAAGAUGCCCGUCGUCAUUAAAGACGGCGGCGUGUCUGAGCCUGACAUGUCGGCCACUUUCUGCCCGGACCACAAGGCCCCCAUGGUGCUGUUCCUGGAGCGUGUGUAUGGCAUCGAGGACCAGAGCUUCCUGCUGCAUCUGUUAGAGGUGGGCUUCCUGCCGGACCUGAGAGCCGCUGCCUCGCUGGACACGGAGGCUUUGCGCACCACAGAAACCGCUCUGGCAAUGAACAGGUACAUCGGUUCGGCCGUGUUGCCCCUGCUGACCCGCUGCGCUCCUCACUUCUCCGGCACAGAGCAUCACGCCACGCUCAUCGACUCCACGCUCUACACCGUCUACCGUCUGUCCAAGGGCUGCUCGCUCACCAAAGCCCAACGCGACGCCAUCGAGGAGUGUCUGCUGGCCAUCUGCAGGUACCUCAGACCCUCCAUGCUCCAGCAUCUGCUGCGCCGACUGGUGUUUGACGUCCCGUUGUUGUCUGAAUACUGUAAGAUGCCUCUAAAGCUGUUGACGAAUCAUUACGAGCAGAACUGGAAGUAUUACUGUCUGCCGUCCGGAUGGGGGAGUUACGGUCAGGCGUCCGAGGAGGAGCUGCUGCUUACCAAGAAGAUCUUUUGGGGAAUCUUUGACUCUCUGUCUCAGAAGAAGUAUGAGCAAGAUCUGUUUAAGAUGGCCAUGCCGUGUCUGAGUGCCAUCGCUGGAGCUCUGCCGCCGGACUACAUCGACUCCACGCUCAGCACCACGCUGGAGAAGCAGGUGUCUGUCGACACGCAGGGAAACUUCAACCCCAGACCCGUAAACACAGCCAACAUCUGCCUGCCGGAGAAGCUGGAGUACAUCGCAAACAAAUACGCUGAACAUUCCCAUGAGAAAUGGGCUGCUGAGAAGGUGCUUCUGGGCUGGAAACACGGAGAAAACAUCGACGAGAAAGCAAAAACUCACCCUAUGCUGAGAUCCUACAAGUCCUUGACAGAGAAGGAGAAGGAGAUGUAUUGCUGGACGGUGCGCGAGUCCUUGAAGAGCAUGUUAGCGAUGGGCUGGAGCAUCGACCGCACCAGAGAAGAAGACAGCGUGUUCCAGCAGAGAGAGAUGGAGAAGAUGCACCGCAUCUCACAGGCCUCUCAGGGUAACGGCUUCAAUCCCAACCCGCUGGACAUGAGCAGCGUCCUUCUGUCCAGAGAACUGCAGUCGAUGGUUGAGGUCGUAGCUGAAAACUAUCACAACAUCUGGGCCAAGAAGAAGAAGAGUGAUCUGUGCAGCAGAGCCGCAGGAGGAGCUCAUCCGCUGCUGGUGCCCUACGACACGCUCACGGCCAAAGAGAAGAUCAGAGACAGAGAGCGAGCGCAGGAUCUCUUCCGCUUCCUGCAGAUCCACGGAUACGCCGUCAGCAGGCGUCUGAAGCACAUGGAGCAGGACUCGUCUUCGAUGGAGAAACGCUUCGCCUACCGCUUCCUGAAGAAGCUGCUGAAGUACGUGGACUCGGCGCAGGAAUUCAUCGCUCACCUCGAGGCGAUGGCUACCAGUGGAAAGAAUGACAGAUCACCACAUGAACAGGAAAUCAAGUUCUUUGCUAAGGUGCUCCUCCCCCUUAUAGACCAGUACUUUAAAAACCACUCGCUCUACUUCCUGUCGUCACCCACUAAGAAUCUGAGCAGCAGCGGAUACGCGUCGAACAAAGAGAAGGAGAUGGUCACCAGUCUGUUCUGUAAGCUGGCCACUCUGGUUAGACACAGGAUCUCUCUGUUUGGAAGUGACUCCACCACGAUAGUCAGCUGUCUGCACAUCCUCGCACACACGCUGGACACCAGGACUGUGAUGAAGUCUGGAUCGGAGCUGGUCAAAGCCGGUUUGAGGACUUUCUUUGAGAGCGCGGCUGAAGAUCUGGAGAAGACUCUGGAGAACCUGAAGCUGGGGAAGUUCACGCACUCACGCAGUCAGAUGAAGGGCGUCUCGCAGAACAUCAACUACACCACAGUGGCUCUGCUGCCCAUCCUGACCGCUCUGUUCGAGCACAUCACUGAACACCAGUUCAGCUCCGACCUUCUGUUGGAUGAUGUGCAGGUGUCGUGUUAUCGGAUCCUGACCAGUUUAUACUCGCUGGGGACGGGGAAGAACAUCUACGUGGAGAGGCAGCUGCCGGCGCUGGGUGAGUGUUUGGCGACUCUAGCCGGUGCGAUGCCCGUAGCGUUUCUGGAGCCGCAGCUAAACACACACAACCCCUGCUCCGUCUUCAACACCAAGACGUCUCGAGAACGAGCCCUGGUAGGGCUGCCGGAGUCGGUGGAGGAUGUGUGUCCUGAGAUGCCUCGUCUGGACGGUCUGAUCAAGGACAUUACUGACGUGUCAGAGUCCGGCGCGCGCUACACAGAGAUGCCGCACGUCAUCGAGGUGGUGCUGCCCAUGCUGUGUAAUUAUCUGUCCUACUGGUGGGAGAGAGGCCCGGAGAACCGUCCCCGUCCCGCAGGCGUCUGCAGCAGCACUGUCACCUCCGAACACCUCAGCCUCGUCCUCGGGAACAUCCUCAAGAUCCUCAACAGCAACCUGGGCAUCGACGAGGCCUCCUGGAUGAAGCGCAUCGCAGUGUACGCUCAGCCCAUCAUCAGUAAGGCGCGCGCUGAUCUGCUGAAGACGCACUUCUUGCCGACGCUGGAGAAGCUGAAGAAGAAGACGGUGAAGGUGGUGUCGGAGGAGGAGCUUCUGAAAGCUGAUGGGAAGGGCGACACCCAGGAGGCGGAGCUUCUGAUCCUGGAUGAGUUUGCAGUGCUGUGCAGAGAUCUGUACGCCUUCUACCCCAUGCUCAUCCGCUACGUGGACAACAACAGGUCUCGGUGGCUGAAGGAGCCGGACACAGACUCCAACGAGCUCUUCAGGAUGGUAGCAGAGAUCUUUAUCCUGUGGUGUAAAUCACACAACUUCAAGAGGGAAGAGCAGAACUUUGUCGUUCAGAACGAGAUCAACAACCUCUCGUUCCUCACCGGCGACAGUAAAACCAAGAUGGCAAAGUCAUUCCUCCCCAAGGCUGGUGGUCAGGAUCAGGAGCGGAAGCAUAAGAAGCGCCGUGGAGACUUUUACUCCGUCCAGACGUCUCUGAUCGUGGCGGCGCUGAAGAAGAUGCUUCCCAUCGGUCUGAACAUGUGCACGCCGGGAGACCAGGAGCUCAUCCUGCUGGCUAAGACAAGAUACGGCCUGAAGGACACAGAUGAAGAGGUGAAGGAGCAUAUCAGACAGAACCUGCACCUGCAGGAGAAGUCGGCGGAUCCGGCUGUUCAGUGGCAGCUCAACCUCUAUAAGGAUGUGAAGGUGAAGACGGAUGACACUCUGGAUCCGGAGCGGAGCAUUGAGAGAAUCCAGAGCAUCUCAGCCGCUGUAUUCCACCUUGAGCAGGUUGAGCAGCCGUUGCGGUCGAAGAAGUGUGUUUGGCAGAAGUUGUUGUCUAAGCAGCGGAAGAGAGCCGUUGUGGCGUGUUUCAGAAUGGCUCCGCUCUACAACCUGCCCAGGCACACAAUUAAUAAUUACUUCCUGAAUUCGUACUGUCACUUUUGGCUGGGCAGAAUUCAGGCGAGUUCUGACCGUGACGGUCUGCUGGCUGUGCUGACGAAGACGAAGACUGAUGAAGAGGAGGAGGAGAUCACAGACACUCAGCCGGACCCUCUUCAUCAACUCAUCCUGCACUUCAGUCACAACGCACUGACAGAACGCAGCUCACUAGAGGAGGAUCAGCUGUACAUCGCAUACGCAGAAAUGAUGGCUAAGAGCUGUGCUGAAAAUGAGGAAGAGGAUGAGGAAGGAAAAGAAAAAACAUUUGAGGAGAAGGAGAUGGAGAAGCAGAAGACUCUGUACCAACAGGCCCGACUCCAUGACAGAGGAGCAGCAGAGAUGGUCUUACAGAUGAUCAGCGCUAGUAAAGGUCAUUUGGGUCCGAUGGUCACGUUCACGCUGAAGCUCGGCAUCUCCAUUCUCAACGGUGGAAACAUCACAGUCCAGCAGAAAAUGCUGGACUAUUUGAAGGAGAAGCGAGAUGUGGGUUUCUUCAAGAGUCUGUCAGGACUGAUGCAGUCGUGCAGUGUUUUGGAUCUGAAUGCGUUCGAGCGUCAGAAUAAGGCCGAGGGUUUGGGGAUGGUGACCGAGGAAGGCUCCAUCAACGUGAGGGAGCGCGGCUCUAAAGUUCUUCAGAAUGACGAGUUUACCAGAGAUCUGUUCAGGUUCCUGCAGCUCCUGUGUGAGGGACACAAUAACGACUUCCAGAACUUUCUCAGGACACAAACAGGAAACACGACCACAGUCAAUAUAAUCAUCAGCACAGUGGACUAUCUGCUCAGACUGCAGGAGUCAAUCAGUGAUUUUUACUGGUAUUACUCUGGUAAAGACGUGAUGGACGAGGCAGGUCAGCGGAAUUUCUCCAAAGCUCUCGCUGUAGCCAAACAGAUCUUCAACUCACUCACUGAAUACAUACAGGGUCCGUGUAUCGGGAACCAGCAGAGUUUGGCUCACAGCAGACUUUGGGACGCCGUCGUCGGAUUUCUGCACGUCUUCGCCAACAUGCAGAUGAAGCUGUCACAGGACUCCAGUCAGAUCGAGCUGCUGAAGGAGCUGAUGGAUCUGCAGAAGGACAUGAUAGUCAUGAUGCUGUCACUGCUGGAAGGAAAUGUGGUGAAUGGGACCAUCGGCAAGCAGAUGGUGGACACUCUUGUGGAGUCCUCCAGCAACGUGGAGAUGAUUCUCAAGUUCUUCGACAUGUUCCUCAAGCUGAAAGAUCUAACAACCUCGGAGAACUUCAAGGAGCAUGACCCCGACCGUAAAGGCGUCAUCUCCAAGAAGGAGUUCCAGAAGUCCAUGGAGAACCAGAAGCAGUACUCUCAGUCCGAGAUCGAGUUCCUGCUGUCCUGCGCCGAGGCCGACGAGAACGACAUGUUCAACUACGAAGAGUUCGUCAAUCGCUUCCACGAACCCGCCAAAGACAUCGGCUUCAAUGUGGCGGUUCUUCUCACCAAUCUGUCGGAGCACAUGCCUCACGAUUCCCGACUGUCCACCUUCCUGAACCUGGCCGAGAGCGUUGUGAACUACUUCGAGCCCUACCUGGGCCGCAUCGAGAUCAUGGGCGGCGGCAAGAGAAUCGAGAGGGUUUACUUCGAGAUUAGCGAGUCCAGCCGAACGCAGUGGGAGAAACCGCAGGUCAAAGAGUCCAAGCGGCAGUUUAUCUUCGAUGUUGUCAACAAGGGUGGAGAAUCUGAGAAGAUGGAGCUGUUCGUGAACUUCUGCGAGGACACCAUCUUCGAGAUGCAGCUGGCGUCUCUGAUCUCCGAGCCGGACGCUGCUGAGAGACAAGAGGAGGUCGAUGAUGAAGAUGAUGCUCGGAGCGUGGAUCUAGACGAGGACGAUGAAGAUGCCUCACAGGAGUCUUCCUCAGCGUUCGCUCUGGCCUGCGUCUCCAUGAGGAAGAGUCUGUCCAACCUGCGGCAGCUGCUGACCUUCAGGAGCAUGAGGAGACAGUAUCGCAAGCUGAGGAAGAUGAGCGUCCGCGAGAUGAUCCGAGGAUUCUUCUUCUUCUUCUGGAUAAUCUUCACUGGCAUGUUCCGCUUCCUCUACAGCCUGGUCUGGGGCUUCUUCCACAUCCUGUGGUCCACGCUGUUCGGCGGCGGUCUCGUGGAAGGAGCCAAGAACAUGAAGGUGACGGACAUUCUGGGGAACAUGCCGGAUCCCACGCAGUUCGGGAUCCACGGAGACGUUCUGGAGCUGGAGAAGCUGGAGUACUGCGACGUGUCGUCGGUGGCGGAGCUGGGGCGCAUGACGGCGGGAGAUCAGGCGGAGAUGGAGCUCAUGACGGAGCUGAUGUACAUGCAGCCCAGGAGGGAAGGAGGCAAGCAUGGCAUGGAGCCGGGGCUGGGAGACGUGUCCGAGGUGAUGGGAGUGGACACUCCGUCUUUAGCCAGCGCCGUCCAUCAGAAGAAGGCUCAGGAAGCCGCCAGUAAGCAGUUCGAUGAAUCAGAGACCAAAGCAGAGUCGGAGAAGGCAGAUGUUGAGGACAGAGAGAAGAAAGACCAGGACAAAGGUAAAGAGGAGAGUGUGUCAGACUCGCUGACAGACGAAGAGAAGAAGCCGCAGAAGAAGAGACGCGGCCAGAGGAAGGAGCAGGCCGAGGCCUUCAUGGCGGCGUUCUUAGCCAGUCUAGACGUCCAUCAGACCAAAACCCUGAAUUAUCUGGCCAGAAACUUCUACAACCUGCGAUUCCUGGCUCUGUUUGUGGCGUUUGCCAUCAACUUCAUCCUGCUCUUCUACAAGGUGACCGGUGAGGACUCUGGUGAUCUGGACCCGUGGACGCGGCGAGCGGAGGAGGAUGAUGAAGCUGCGCUGGAGUAUUUUGUUCUUCAGGAGAGCACGGGUUACAUGGCUCCGACCCUGCGCUUCCUGGCCGUCAUGCACACCGUCAUCUCCUUCCUCUGUGUGCUGGGAUAUUACUAUCUGAAGGUGCCGCUGGUGGUGUUCAAGCGUGAGAAGGAGAUCGCGCGCAAGCUAGAGUUCGAUGGGCUCUACAUCACCGAGCAGCCGUCUGAUGAUGAUAUUAAAGGCCAGUGGGACAGACUCGUCGUCAACACGCCGUCUUUCCCCAACAACUACUGGGACAAAUUUGUCAAACGGAAGGUUAUUAAUAAGUACGGCAAUCUGUACGGAGCAGAGCGGAUCGCAGAGCUGCUGGGUUUGGACAAAAGUGCUUUAGACUUCAAUCCCACCGAAGAGACGGUCAUUAAAGACGCCUCGCUGCUGUCCUGGUUGAGCUCCAUUGACACCAAGUAUCACGUGUGGAAGAUGGGCGUCGUGUUCACUGAUAACUCGUUCCUGUAUCUGGUCUGGUACACCACCAUGUCCAUCCUGGGACAUUAUAAUAAUUUCUUCUUCGCCGCUCAUCUGCUGGACAUCGCCAUGGGCUUCAAAACACUGAGGACCAUCCUGUCCUCCGUCACACACAACGGCAAACAGCUGGUGCUUACAGUCGGGCUGCUCGCUGUGGUUGUGUAUCUCUACACCGUCGUAGCGUUCAACUUCUUCCGCAAGUUUUAUAACAAGAGUGCUGACGAGGACGAGCCCGAUAUGAAGUGUGAUGACAUGAUGACGUGUUAUCUGUUCCACAUGUACGUGGGUGUCCGUGCUGGCGGCGGGAUCGGUGACGAGAUUGAGGACCCCGCAGGCGACCCGUACGAACUUUACCGGAUCCUGUUCGACAUCACCUUCUUCUUCUUCGUCAUUGUGAUCUUGCUGGCCAUCAUACAAGGUUUGAUCAUCGAUGCAUUUGGAGAGCUGAGAGACCAGCAGGAGCAGGUCAAAGAGGACAUGGAGACCAAAUGCUUCAUCUGUGGAAUCGGGAACGAGUAUUUCGACACGACGCCGCACGGCUUCGAGACUCACACGUUACAAGAGCACAACCUCGCCAACUACCUAUUUUUCUUGAUGUACCUGAUCAACAAGGAUGAAACCGAGCACACUGGUCAGGAGUCGUACGUGUGGAAGAUGUACCAGGAGCGAUGCUGGGAUUUCUUCCCGGCCGGAGACUGUUUCCGUAAGCAGUAUGAAGACCAGCUGGGCUGAAAGAGCUGCGUUUCCUUCAGAUCCAAUCCAGUGCCAAUUCAGUGGAGUCUCUCUCUCUCUCUCUCUCUCUCUCUCUCUCUCCCUCUGUCUGCUUUGGUUUCAAACCGUUCUUUUCCUUUUCAGUCCCUCAACAAAAGACAGAACAGCUCAACACGUUGCCUUCUUUGAGCCCAGAACCAUUGCACAAGGUUUUUUCCUGUUUUUUGAGAAACUCUGGGGUGAUGCACAAGCGUUUGGACAGCAUGAUGCCAAAAGCACGCGUGUUUGUGCGUGUGUUCACACUCCCUCGGACCCCUUGCCUGCUUGCCCGUAGAGACGAGGAGAUUCCCGACUCAAACCUUCGUCAAGUGCCUUACCUCCAUCACAUCUGAGCUAUGCAAGACCUGCGUUCCCUCCCGAUGUCGUGGAGGUCUGUUCGUGCUCCCGUCUCCUGGUUUCAGAUGGAAAUGCUCUCGUUUGGCCGUUCGUAUGUUGUAGCUUUGCUGAAUUGUGCUUUUGUUUAGAAGGACAAAUAAAGAUAUUGAUGCAAUAAA